AUGUGUGGUUAUAGGUUUCUGAAGGGCAGGCAAAAGAAAUCACUUGGUACUUGUACGAAUCAAAGUACUAUACUGGUUCUCGAACUUUCUAAAGCUUUAACAAGUCCUUAUUUCUAUAUAAACAUGAUCCAGGAAAUAUCGUUGAUUGGCAUACAAAUGCUGAAUAAAGGAACAAUAUUGUUCCAACACAACAACAAGCUCAUCGCGGAAUCAAUUAGUUGUCAUUUAGAGUAUAUGCAAAAAGGUAGCGUUCUUGGAAUAAUCCCAAAACCAACAAAGCAGCUAAACUACUCAAACAAGCUUGGAGAAUUUAAAGUUUAUCGAAGCACUAUUUGUACCCUCAUAAAGGCACAUUUUAACCUUUCACCAGAACAGAAAAGGCAGUUCAAUUGA
Molecule: messenger RNA, 393 nt
Organism: Phycomyces blakesleeanus NRRL 1555(-)
Lineage: Eukaryota; Fungi; Mucoromycota; Mucoromycetes; Mucorales; Phycomycetaceae
Exons: 5
Coding region: 1-393 (130 amino acids)
Source: RefSeq, a predicted model, not a curated record